Molecule: messenger RNA, 4232 nt
Organism: Amoebophrya sp. A120
Lineage: Eukaryota; Dinophyceae; Syndiniales; Amoebophryaceae
Source: the annotation of a GenBank genome assembly
GAAGACUAAAAAAUCGGGGAAAAAAAUCGCUGUCAAGAAAAGCGCGGACAAAAGAAGCAAGAAGGGAACCUCGUCUCCAGAACCAAAACCUCCCGCAGGUCAACCUCCUUCAGCCACUGUUGACGUCGUCGACCACACUUCCUUAGCCGACAAGAACUCCAAAGUGGCUACUGGCGCGACCACCAGCAUGAAGAAAUUAUUGAAAAAGAAGAAAACGACUACGACUGCUGGUACGAAAGCCGCUACUGCGCCAGCACAAGAACAAUCUGAAGGGGCGGGCGCAGUUCGUGUGGAGAUCGGGUCUUCUUCACCUCCUUCCUCUAAACCUGAUGCCGAUCUUGCGGAUGCCGACAUCACCGACGUCGACUCAAUAAAACCCCUGAACAAUAAACGGGGCCGAAAUAAAGCGAACAAAACCUCGGCGAAGGAAAAGCUGAAAAAACUGAAGGAGCAGCAAAAACCCGACGCUGUCCUCGACAGCCUGCGCGUGAAGAAGCAGCUGAAUUUGACGAAAAAGGAAGAAACAAAAAACCGACGCAAGUGGCUGCGCGAGCUCGGUGUGGUUUCCGAGAAAGAGAAGCAGAAGCAGGAAACGGAGGAUAAGAUCAUCACCAAAAAGGGACAAUUUGUGAUGGAGAAUUCUCUGGUCGACCGGCUGCUGAGGAAUGAGAAGAACAAAUCUAAUUCUGGUACAACUUUGAUGGGUACUGGUAGUUCUCGUUUGUCGAAAUUCGAUAAGAAAUUAUUGCGGACGGGGCAGUUGUCCUGGCAUGGGUACAGACGAGAAGAGAAGGUCAUGGUGACGGAGAACGAGGGAGCGCUGAAUAACGUUUUACUUCAUGACAAAAACCGUAAGAAUGAUCUUUCGCGCGACAACUACAUCGUGCCAGAGUGGAAGUACGAGGAGGCGCUGCGGAGGAGUGGAAAGGCAGCCUCCAACUCUUACGACGGUGCAGCAGCUGCAUCAGCUUCCAAUCAUUCGCAACUGAAACACGCUGGCGCGAAGCUGCCAGACUGCCAAGAUGAAAGUGAAGAAUUCGUCGUGAAAAAGCAAAUCGACGACAGCCUAGCUUUCCUCGGCUGGCGCAGAACUUGGAAGAGAUUUUCCAUGGUCGAGGGGAUUUACCGUGGAAGGAAAAAUCUCUGGAACGACUUCGCGAGUUGCCAAACCACGGAUUUAAUCGUCGAGCAGAAGGGCGGGCUGAGCAGAAAGAGGUUAGUCAAGGACGGUAUGGCGAGUGACGAUGAGGAGAGUUCAGACGAGGAACAUGAUGGGAGAGUAAGAUACGCCUCGGAUUCUGAACGCGAAGCAAUUGCACGAUAUGAACAGGGAGAGGCGGAAAUAGAGGCCGAGUGGGAGGAGGCAAAUACAAAUGCCGUAGAAGCUGAAGAAGAGGAGGAAAGCGGCACAGCGAGCCCAUACUGCGCGACCGCGGAAAGCAGCUCUGAAAAGGGCGAGGAACUCGCACAUGAGGGCAGCUUGCAGGAGGAGGAGAAGCUUUCGCCGCCUGAGGGGGUUCUUCUACCAGAGGACCCCUCUCCUGAGGAUGAGGAAGCCGACCACGCGAACGUCGAAAAAGAACCUUCCAGCGAAAGCGGCAACUCCGAAGAAUUAUUUUCGAAAAAUAAGCUUACCAAGCCCGUUCGUUACAAAUUCGAUUUCUACGGACCAUUUUUCGGCUUCAACUACUACAUCGGUUUCGACGACGGCCCGACAAGUGCAAGUGAAUUGGACGUCGGACCCACGCCUCUUGCGCUCUACCAACUGAACAAAGCCGCGAUCAAGCUCUUUGAUAGGAUGGAACCAAGCGACCGCAACUACCUGGAGAGCGAAGAGCGGGGGCGGAAGCCCAAUGUGAAAAGCUUCGAGGAGACGCUCCAAAGGACGAAGCUGUGCUUGCGGGCGCUGGUGAAGGAAGCGGUUUUUUCCUCCUGUUCCAAUCUGACUUACAGCAAACUUGCAAGAAACUACCUGUUCGAAGAGCAGGAAGAGGACAACAUUAGAGACAGACCGAGGAGAAUACGGCAACUCUUCGAGGAAAACAAGCUCCCAAAGACGCCUCUCCACCCCUUCUUGAAACGCGCGGUGGAGGUGGUGUUCUUUAGCAGUGUGAAGUUUCUGCCUCCGUCCUUGCCCGAUUCGAUGAUCACGAAGUUGUUCGAAAUCGUGAGUAAAACGGACCGACUGUGUACCUUCGAGUUCAAAUUGACCAAGUUCUCAUCUCUGACGUCGGAGAAAAAGAAGAAAACCCAAACCCCACUGAACCAGCUGACCGACGAAGAUAUUUUGGCCGAAUUUUCCUCUGCCGUGGAGACAGAAAAGGAAUUGUGGGCCAGCUUCAAUCGGGACGAAGGAGAUGAAUUCGGGAGGUACAGAAACUUUCCCUCUUGUACAUCAGAGCGGGCUUUGCGAUGGCGCAGUUAUCACUGGAUAACGGUCGUCUUAUCGACGUCCCUGCAGCGGGCGUUGUUGCAAGUGCUGGAGCACACUCUCGCGGGGCGCCAUGUGAGGGUGGUCCGUAGACUCCCGGACGGGAGGGAGAAAGUUGUUUUCCAAACUACAAAGUGGUAUGAAACAGUGUUGAAAAAGUUUCGGAAAGCAGCCGAAGAGCGGAGAAGAGAGAUCGAGUGCGGGUCGUUGUUGUUCGACGACGACAAAGAACUACAUACCUCAGCAGUUCCAUAUCAAAUGCAAAUAUGUCUGGGUCUGGAAAAGUGCCAGGUUUGUGAUGCAUAUUUUCAAUGACCCAUGAUGUCUGUGAUGCUUGCCGUAGCAUCACAGCUUCUGCGACGGCUUUCUGAUGCUCAUACCGCAUGAGAAAUGCCCUCUCCGCGUAGCAAAAACUGGAGCUCUUUUGCUGUUCAUGCAAUACAGAUUUUACGUAGAGUCCCAAGAUAGCAUCACAAGUUGCAUUCUUCCAGACCCAGACAUUUUUGCACUCCAUAUUCCAUCUUUGGAAACAACCCAGGUCGAGAUCCGGAUCAACGGAAAGAAGCAGAAAAAAUCUUCCAAAGCCAAGCAGCAGACCGAGAAGCAAAAAGACCUCCUCCACCACCACAGCCGAGUGUUAUUGAGGCAGUUGCUCCGGAAAGGACCGUAUGGGGAGAUGCAGAAGUACGAUCGGAAGGAAGAUGAAAUCGAUUUUCCCUGGUUCCUCGCGGCCGGAACACAGUAUGAAAAAGAAACACCCGAGCCGGCGGUGAACUACUACUUCAGAGACUCUCUUUAUCGCAAGAAAAAACUGUUUCACUGUGACUGUGAACUUGUGAUGCAUAGAAUGGAGCACAGAACGAUUUGUCUUGCUACACCUGCAAGACAUUGGAUUUUUACUUUUAGGCGUGUCUUUUUUUUGGAAGCGCGCAUGGCAAAUUUUAUGUGUCAUGUGUAACAAACUUGUGAUGCAGAUCUUGCAAAGCCAUCACAGUGAAGCAGUUUUUUCCCUUGAUACUCUUCGCGAAGAGUGUGAAUACUGGAAGGAGCGGCCGGACUAUGGUGCAAAUCGCGAUACUAAGAUCGAGUUUCUGGAGGGAGAUUUGGUGGAUUGCAUGGAGAGACAGGUAGAGAACUGGGAAGGGGAAAAGAAAAAGAGAGAAGAAGCGAAAUUGGCGAAGGAAAACAGCGAGUGGGAUAACGUGUACUACGAGGAAGGAGAGGACGCAGCCGCAAAUGAGGAAGAACAUGAAGUAGACGCAGACAACUCUACUUCCUGGUGGUCAUCGUGGAACCAAGCCGGCAACACAAACACGACUGCUACUGGAGAGUGGCGUGACAAGAUGAACACCUACGGAGAUAAUUGGUGGUCGAGCUCCUCCGGUACAACUGCUUCCACCUGGAUGAACUACAGGAAGACCACGACAUCGUCCGGCUUGUCGGAGGAUAAAAAGACUCGGAGCGACCCGAAAGGAGCCUCUCUGUCCGCAUCCUUUUCGGGGAACAAGAAAUUGAGGCCGAUAACGACUUCCAAAAAGCGGUUGCAGGACUUGGAGGACCACGAGCUGAAAAAAAUCAAGUGGGAAGUUCCGAUGAACAAGGGGAAAUCUUCUGCUGGUAAAGACGAGGAUGAGGGGGACGAUUUCUUCGAGUAAGUAGUUCUUUCCCACACAUCAACUUCUCGUGCUGCCGCUGGAGUGGAAAUCUUCCGCGCGCACGCUUCAAGCACAAACUCGCAUUCUAUUGCAACUCGCGACACGAAUCUUUCGAUAUCUGGUGAAAAAGCUGCGCGCUCCUUACG